Messenger RNA from Anoplopoma fimbria (sablefish), 2217 nucleotides. RefSeq names its product kelch-like protein 6. Gene Ontology annotation, molecular function: protein binding. NCBI's taxonomy places the organism in Eukaryota, Metazoa, Chordata, Actinopteri, Perciformes, Anoplopomatidae. The record is from RefSeq and is a predicted model, not a curated record.
AUGAAGAGUGCAGGCGAAAAACAAAUCCACAUUUCAAAGCGACACAACUGUUGCAAGCGUAAACCACAGGGGUCUUUUUACUAGUGCAGGUGCAACUACAGUAGCUGCGUGCUGUUCUUGCGAGUUUUUCUGAUGUAAAAGAUGAGUGACUCACUGGAGAGGACUACAGACUGUCCAUUGCUGCUUCUUGCAGAGGACUCCAGCCAAGACGAGGAGAGAAACAGCCUGACAGGCUCAAGUGACUUACGUUGGGAAGAUGGUGGUCUACCCGUGGAGCUGCAGAGAGGGAUGGAAACCCUACGAGUGAACAGAGAACUGACCGAUGUGGUCCUGCGUGUUCAGGGACAUGACUUCCCUUGUCAUAGAGCCAUACUCGCUGCUGCCAGUCAGUACUUCAGGGCCAUGUUUUGCAGUGGUCUGAAGGAGAGUCAUGAGGAGCAUGUGGAAAUAAAAGGGUUGGACAGUGGGACGAUGCACUCUCUCCUUGAGUAUACCUACACCAGCCGUGCCCUCGUUACAAACUCAAAUGUACAGAGAAUACUAGAGGCUGCCAGUCAAUUUCAGUUCCUGCGUGUGGUGGAUGCAUGUGCUAGCUUUCUGAGCAAGUCUCUGCACCUAGAGAGCUGCAUUGGGAUCCUGACUCUUGCUGAAAGCCACGCACUGCCGGCAUUGAAGACCGGGGCCCAAGACUACAUCACCACUCAGUUCUCCCAGGUGGUCGAGCAGCAGGACUUUUUGGAGCUGCCGGCGGAUUCGCUGGAGGCUAUCCUUCAGAGGGACGACCUCGAUGUGAAGUGCGAGGAGUGUGUUUUUGAAGCACUCAUGUGCUGGGUUAGAGCCCGGCAGGAUGAACGCUAUCCUUCACUGGCCAGGUUGCUGUCACAUGUGCGGCUGCCGUUGUUGGAGCCUGCUUACUUUGUAGAAAAUCAUGAAAAAGAUACUUUAUUGUCAUUGUGCAGCGAGGCUUUUCCCCUGCUGCAAGAGGCCCGCAUCUAUCACCUCUCCGGCCGAGAGGUGGUUUCUGAACGAACAAAGCCCCGUGUGCGGCACUUUCUGUCGGAGGUGUUCCUGAUCAUUGGAGGCUGCACUAAAGAUGAACGCUUCAUCUCCACUGUCACCUGUUUGGACCCCCUCAGACGUAGCAGGCUGGAGGUUGCCAGGCUCCCAAUGACAGAGAUGGAGGAUGAAUCCCAAAACAGGAAAUGGGUUGAGUUUUCCUGCAUCACCUUCCGCAAUGAAGUGUAUAUAUCUGGAGGUAAAGAGACACAGCACGAUGUUUGGAAAUAUAAUGGGGCCCUGGACAAGUGGAUUCAAAUUGAGCCCCUGAUAACUGGGCGCUGGAGACACAAGAUGGCAGUUCAUGGGGGAAAGGUGUAUGCACUGGGUGGAUUUGAUGGUGUUCAGAGACUCGAUAGCGUGGAGGCCUAUGAUCCCUUUCACAACCGCUGGGCACAGGUGACACCUCUUGCAGUAGGCGUGAGCUCCUUUGCUGCUGCAAGUUUUGACAGAUGGAUCUAUGUGAUUGGUGGCGGGCCGAAUGGAAAGUUGGCAACUGAUAGGGUUCAGUGCUGGGAACCUGGGACUGACAGCUGGGAACUGCGGGCGCCCAUUCCCCUCGAAACCAAAUGCACUAAUGCAGUCACAUUCAAGGACUGCAUCUAUAUAGUUGGUGGUGCCAUGCAUGCCAUGUACUGCUACUCACCUCUGUCAGACUCGUGGUGCCUUGUGACCCGUCUAGGCGAGAGGGCGAGCUGCGCCAUCGCUGCCUGUAACAACAAACUCUUCAUCACUGGGGGACGGGAUAACAAGAACCAAGUUAUCUCCACAGUGAUGUGCUGGGACUCUUCCCGAGCGUUAACGGAGGAGUGUGUUUUACCGAUGGGAGUGUCGCACCACGGCAGUGUGACACUCAUGAAGUCCUACACACACAUACACAGAAUAACAUCUCCUUCAGAGUGCCAAUGAUACAGACUCCUGUGAACAGCCCAAGAAAAGUGAUAAUUAAGAAGAUCAUUUUUUUGGAUGCAUUGCUAUGUUAAUUUCUUGUAAAUGUAUGCCACUUUGGAAUACUACCAGUGAAUCACUAUGUUAUAUGAUUAAAAAUGAUGUACUAAUUGGUAUAUAAGAAGUAACCAAGACAUACUGGACAUUGUUUCAUGGCUUUCAGUUAUCAUGAAGAUUUCAAAACAUGCUGAGCAAUAUUUGGAUGAAAUCAAU